Acaulospora morrowiae is the source of this 1710-nucleotide messenger RNA. Lineage: Eukaryota; Fungi; Glomeromycota; Glomeromycetes; Diversisporales; Acaulosporaceae. The record is from the annotation of a GenBank genome assembly.
AUGCCCUCUUCACAUACUCCAAUCAUCUCAUCAACAAUACCCGAAAAAUCCCAGUAUGAAAUUUACGGUACAUGCUCGAAAUGUGGUGAACCUCGUUUUCACUACAACUGGUGCCGCCAAUGUGAAUUCUAUUCAUAUCAAUCCGAGCAUCCGGACUGGUCGAGCAAUAAUCAAGGUGUUGACUUGGUCAUCAAAAGUAUACAAGCUAAUGCGGGAACAAUAUUUUCGUUCAUUGAGUGGAUUGAAUACGAAAAAUUUGAAGAUGUGGAAUACAUCGGGAAAGGAAGUUUUUCCAAGGUUUAUAAGGCAAAGUGGAGAGAUGGUCCGAGGGAUGGUCCACCUACGUUCGAAGAGGAGAACAAGAACGCCGACAACAUGGAUAUCCGCAGUAUCAACAGUGGAAAGAGUGCCAAAAGCGUGUUCAGCAAUAAUAGUAGCAAGAGUAAGAAGAGUAACAAAAGCAACAAAAGUAACAAAAGUAACAAAAGUGAUAAAAGUGAUAAAAGUGACAAAAGUGACAAAAGCUCCAGGAGUAGCAAAAGCAUAACCGAUCGAAUCGGAAUUUGGAGUCUGACUGGUAGCAAUCGGGCUAAAAGAAAGGAGCGUCAAUCUGUACUGGAAACCCAAGAAAAUAAACAGAGACCGAUGAUGCCCAAGUGGAAUCGGAAGGGAUGCACCAUGGUUGCCUUAAAGUCCAUUUCCAAAUCACAAAACAUGAAGCCACAAUUUUUUAGUGAGUUGAGAACUCUGAGUCGGUGUGUUCCUGACGAUAAAGCAUAUAUUGUACCCGGGUUAUUACGCGUCUACGGUGUAACUCGUGAUCCUACGACCAAGGAGUUCAUGUUGGUCUUGCAGUAUGCGGAGCAACGCUCUCUCUACGAAUACCUUGAUACCAAACCACACAUCUCCCUUCGUCAAACCGUCUCCAUCCUGAAGUCCAUCGCCCUCGGACUUCAUGCCAUUCAUAAAUCCGGGUUAAUUCAUGGUAAUCUCCACGGCGGCAACAUUCUUAUCGAUGCCUCCCACUGCGCAUAUGUUGGUGACACGGGUACUUCAAAUUUCGCGGAUCCAGCAAAAAAUAGUGUUGACUCGUUCACGAAAAAACCCCAUGCCAUCUCUCGGACAGAAGAUUCUACAUUCCAAAUAACCGCCUCCACCUUUAAAAGAGUAUCCGGGGUCAUCCCGUAUGUCGAUCCAGAAAUAAUGUUGAGUGGCACGCACACAAAUUCGUCAGAUAUAUAUUCGUUCGGUGUUAUCAUGUGGCAAUUGUGGUCUGGUCAACGGCCAUUUAUCGAACGAGCACACGAUUUGCAACUUUGUGUGGACAUAUACAAUGGUCUAAGACCAUGUAUGACCGAAGAUAUGCCGGGGAGGUACCGAGAGAUAGUGGCAUGGUGUUUGGACAUGGUCCCAGGUAACCGUCCGAGUAUCGACGAAUUAUUGUUGGUAUUAGGAGAGCUGGAAGACGAAAAUGAGGGAAGCUGGGAUGGAAUCUUAAGUGAGGUGGAAGAAAAUGCACUACAAAUGUUACAUCGGGAACGACCGAUGUCGAGAUCGAACUUGAAAACAAAAUAUUUCAGUAAAUUCAUGCCCUUUUCAGAUAAUCUGGAAAACGUGGAUGAAUAUAUAGUGAAAAAAAUACGGGAGGUAUCGAUAUACGGGAAUGCCCCAAUAAAUGACAUCCCAAGUGAAGAAGAUUUUAGAAAGUAG